Molecule: messenger RNA, 2745 nt
Organism: Prorocentrum cordatum
Lineage: Eukaryota; Dinophyceae; Prorocentrales; Prorocentraceae
Source: the annotation of a GenBank genome assembly
GGGGCGGGGGAGCAAUAGAGAGAGAGAGAGAGAGCACGGGCGCCGCGCGCGCGUGCGCGUGCCUGGACACCAGCAGGGGCCAGCACAGCGCCGUGCGCAUCGAGGCCCCGGGCACACCACCGAGGCGCCACCUCCUCCUCCUCCGUAGGCAUUUUGGCUCAAGGAUUUGUUGCCCUCCCAAUUGGUUUUAAGUUCUGCUUCGUUGUGGCUGCUCAUGGCGUCUGCCAUGACAUCUGCCCUGGCAUCUGCCCUCGCAUCGCCACUGUUCAGCCCGACAGUGGGCUCGGAUGCUUUGCUGAAUCCAUGGGUGCUGGCCAUCAUCCUCGCUCCGGCCAUCGGCUCCAUCGGCAUCCCGACUUUGCUCACCUUCGUCCCCCACGACGGCAAGCCACAGCUCCACACGCCAGAUGCCCCGCCGCCCGAGGAGAUCUGGCGCGCGAUGCCAUUCCUGGACCGCGUCACACACGCGGCGCGGGACGUUGCCGCGCACAGCCCCAACCACGGCAUCAUGACGUACUGGAAGCACAUCCGCUUCUGGAUCGGGGGCUGCGUGUUCAAUUCUGUCACUUUGGCGCUCGUCCCGAGGCCAUACGACAUGUCUCUGGACGAGUGGGCACAGCAGGCGUUCGUGAAGAGCGUGAUCCUGCACGCCGUGGGUGAGGGCAUGGGCUUCUUCAAGCAGGGCCCCCUCUGGGGGAAUCGCGCCUGGCCUGACACAUGGAAGUAUCAGAUCACCCCCGGGACCUUGAAGCAGCCUCUCUUUCCCAAGGUGUUCGGCCACAAGAGGACGUACUUCGACGUGGCGGUGCACGGAUCGUUCUUUGUCAUGUCGAUCGCGGCUCAGCUCCUGCCUCGCGUGCCAACGUGGUGGAUCUGGGUGUUCAACGCCCAGUGCACGUGGUGCAUGGUGAGCGACUUCCACUUGUGGCUGCAACGUGUGGGCUACACGUACAUGUACCUGACGUUGGCGGCCGGUUUCCCUGCCAACCAGGGCCGGUUGGCUGGCAUGCAACUUGUGUGGCUGUUCCAACGCCUAGGCUGUGGUGUGGGGAAGUUGGGACCGUGGUUUUGCUACGUCAUCGGCAUCUUCAUGCAGAGCCACCCGACUUGCAAAGACAGCGAGAAUUACAGGUCCUUGAUCCACCGCGGCCCAGACGACUUCGGGCCUUCCACAUUUUGCAAGAAGCUUGGCUACUUUGCAGAGCUAUGGGAGACAUUCUGGCCAAUGACAGUGCUGCUCACUUUCUCCCCGCUGAUCUGCAGGAUUGGUGUCGCGGGGCUUGUCGCCAUGCACACCUUCAUCAUCAUAGCACCCGCAUUCAUCGACGUGGUCAUGUGGAACGUCGCUUUCAUCAUCGGCGACGUGUACCUCUUCGUGUGGGCCUCGUGCGGAUUCGAUUGGACGGGUUUGUUGUCCAUGCACCCGAUGUUAGUUCUGUUCCUGGUGGCCGACCUGUUCGCCACCACGGUGCUGAUGCAGUACCCGAAGGCAUGCUCGCGCUACUUCCGCCACGCGCAUUACACGGGCAACUGGCCGCAGAUGUCGUUUUUGAUCAAGAAGUCCGUCGUGGACAAGGUGGACAGCAAGGUGAAGACGUUCGGCAACAAGGCGUGGAAUAUCGCUUCUGAUGGUUUCGCUGGUGAAUACAAGACUUACAAGGGCUUGGCCUACUCUUGGCUGAUGAACCUGGACGCCAAGAUCUUCCCAGCACUCGUGCAGCGCGCCUGCGCCAUGGCAGGGGAGACCCCGGACUCGUACUACAUCCAGGGCGGGCACCACUUCAUGGAGUACCUCCAGGGCGCUGGCUGCGAUGGUCAACAGGGCCCCCGUUUUGCGAAGAUGUUGUGCAAGGAGUGCGGCUUGGAGCCAGGCGAUCUUUUGGUUGUGUGGAUAUGGGCUUUUCCGGUCUUCCAGGCAUGGCUUGACCCUGAGAACUGCAAGGCCGAAUGGGAGAUCCAUGAUUCCACGCAGGGGACGAGCUUCGACAUGCCUAUUGCCAAGGGAGCCGUGUCCAUGCAUUGCCUGAUGGCCUGCGACAGCUUGCCGACCGCGGGUGCGAAGUUGUUGUGCUUCAAAGAUGACGCAGCCGAGGGCGUGAUGAAGGCGGCCAUGGGAGCGUGAAGGCCGCUCCUGCGCCACAGAGCCGGUCGUCUAGUGAGGGUUGAUCCAGCGCCGCUGAACAGAUAUAUUGUUUUUCUCGACGCGCGCCCCGCUUUCCCGGUCCAAGGUCGGCGGCGCCUAAUACUGCUUCGCGAAUUGUCAAUUCUCGAAAUCGAACAAUCGUUGCAUGCCCAUUGUAAUUCCAAUGGCGCCUUUUUGCCUUCGAUGUAUAUAGCGACUCUUGCUCGCAAGUUCCGUCAUCUCCCACUGCUGGCCAGAAGGUGAUCACGACGGCAAACUUUUCCACAGCGGCCGUUCGGCCUUGCCUAUCCUUGUUUCCAAAUCAGUAGAGCAAGACCUGCUCCAAUACGCUGAGCCCCAGCGUCGCGAAUUGUCAAUUCUCGAAGUCGAACAACCGUUACAUGUACAUCGUAUUUCCGAUGGUGCCUUGUUUGCCUUUGAUGUAUAUAGCGACUCUUGCUCGCAAGUUCCGUCAUCUUCCACUGCUGACCUCCAGGCGAUCACGACGUCAAUUUUUUUCACUGCGGCCGUUCGGCAGAGCAAGACCUGCUCCGAUACGCUGAGCCCCAGCCAGGGAUGACAAGAUCGGCAGCGGACACUUUAAGAAAACAUAUUGCGAAGGC